This is a messenger RNA of Orycteropus afer afer, 4161 nucleotides long. It is a transcript of the gene MAP3K5, whose product is annotated as mitogen-activated protein kinase kinase kinase 5. Lineage: Eukaryota; Metazoa; Chordata; Mammalia; Tubulidentata; Orycteropodidae. The record is from RefSeq and is a predicted model, not a curated record. Gene Ontology annotation, biological process: protein phosphorylation; MAPK cascade; intrinsic apoptotic signaling pathway in response to oxidative stress. Gene Ontology annotation, molecular function: ATP binding; MAP kinase kinase kinase activity.
AGCGCGGCCACGGAGGCGCCGAGGAGGGGCGAGCCGCCGCCGGGUAGCGGCGUGCCGCCCGGGGAGAGGGCGCCGGAGAGGAAGCGACGGCGCGGCGGGGAAGGCUCUGCGCGCGAUGGCAGCUGCUUAGCCGGGCGGGCGCGGAGCAGCCCGGAGCUGUGGCUGGCCAGACGGGGUGGCGCGGCCGGGGACGCCGCGGCCGCAGCAGCGCCGCCCGGAGCGAUGAGCGUGGAGGCAGGCGAGGGCAUCACUUUCUCUGUGCCAUCUUUCGGCCCCUUGGGCUUCUGCACCUUCAACGAGGGCGCCAGCUGCCGAAGGGGAGGAGCGGCGGCGACGGUGGAGGGCGAGGAGAACCAGCUGCCACCGCCGCCACCCGGCAGCUUCUGGAACGUAGAGAGCUCCGCCGGCCCUGGCACCACCGGCUGUCCCACUGCCAGCUCCGGGGGCAGCGCCUCUCGGAACCGGGGCACCUCCGGUGGCGGGGGCGGCCGCCGGACCACCGUGGCAUAUGUGAUCAACGAAGCAAGCCAGGGGCAGCUGGUGAUGGCCGAGAGUGAAGCCCUGCAGAGCCUGCGGGAGGCGUGCGAAGCUGUGGGCGCCGCGCUGGAGACCCUGCAUUUUGGCAAAUUGGACUUCGGGGAAACCACGGUGCUGGACCGCUUUUACAAUGCAGAUAUCGCUGUGGUGGAGAUGAGCGACGCUUUCCGGCAGCCCUCCUUGUUUUACCACCUUGGGGUGAGAGAGAGCUUCAGCAUGGCCAACAACAUCAUCCUCUACUGUGAUACUAACUCAGACUCUCUGCAGUCACUGAAGGAUAUCAUUUGCCAAAAGAAUACUAUGUGCACUGGGAACUACACGUUUGUUCCUUACAUGAUAACUCCACAUAACAAGGUCUACUGCUGUGACAGCAGCUUCAUGAAGGGGUUGACGGAGCUAAUGCAGCCCAACUUUGAGCUGCUUCUUGGACCCAUCUGCUUACCUCUUGUAGAUCGUUUUAUUCAGCUGUUGAAGGUGGCACAAGCAAAUUCUAGCCAGUAUUUCCAGGAAUCUAUACUCUAUGAUAUCAGGAAAGCUCGCAAUUUGUACACUGGUAAAGAAUUGGCAGCUGAGUUGGCAAGAAUUCGGCAGCGAGUAGAUAAUAUUGAAGUCUUGACAGCAGAUAUUGUGAUCAAUCUGUUACUUUCCUACAGAGACAUCCAGGAUUAUGAUUCUAUUGUGAAGCUGGUAGAGACAUUAGAGAAACUGCCGACCUUUGAUUUGGCCUCCCAUCACCACGUGAAGUUUCAUAAUGCAUUUGCACUGAACAGGAGAAAUCUCCCUGGAGAUAGAGCAAAAGCUCUUGAUAUUAUGAUUCCCCUGGUGCAAAGUGAAGGGCAAGUUGCUUCAGAUAUGUAUUGUCUAGUGGGUCGAAUCUACAAAGAUAUGUUUUUGGACUCUAAUUUCACAGACACUGAAAGUAGAGACCAUGGAGCCUUUUGGUUCAAAAAGGCAUUUGAAUCUGAGCCAACACUACAGUCAGGAAUUAAUUAUGCGGUCCUCCUCCUGGCAGCUGGGCACCAGUUUGAAUCUUCCUUUGAGCUCCGGAAAGUUGGGGUGAAGCUAAGUAGCCUCCUUGGUAAGAAGGGAAACUUGGAAAAACUCCAGAGCUACUGGGAAGUUGGAUUUUUUCUGGGGGCCAGUGUCUUGGCCAAUGACCACAUGAGAGUCAUUCAAGCAUCUGAAAAGCUUUUUAAACUGAAGACACCAGCAUGGUACCUCAAGUCUAUCGUAGAGACAAUUUUGAUAUAUAAGCAUUUUGUGAAACUGCCUACAGACCAGCCUGUGGCCAAGCAGGAACUCGUGGACUUCUGGAUGGAUUUCCUGGUUGAAGCCACAAAGACAGAUGUGACCGUAGUUAGGUUUCCAGUAUUAAUAUUAGAACCAACCAAGAUCUACCAGCCUUCUUACUUGUCUAUCAACAAUGAAGUUGAGGAAAAGACAAUAUCUAUUUGGCAUGUGCUUCCUGAUGACAAGAAAGGUAUACAUGAGUGGAACUUCAGUGCUUCUUCUAUCAGGGGAGUCAGUAUUUCUAAAUUUGAAGAACGGUGCUGUUUUCUGUAUGUGCUUCAUAAUUCUGACGAUUUCCAAAUCUACUUCUGUACAGAACUUCACUGUAAAAAGUUUUUUGAAAUGGUAAAUACCAUCACUGAAGAGAAGGGGAGAAACACUGAGGAAGGGGACUGUGAGGGUGACUCCCUGGAGUAUGACUAUGAAUACGAUGAAAAUGGUGACAGAGUCGUUUUAGGAAAAGGGACUUACGGCAUAGUCUAUGCAGGUCGCGACUUGAGCAACCAGGUCAGAAUUGCUAUUAAGGAAAUCCCGGAGAGAGAUAGCAGAUACUCCCAGCCGCUACAUGAAGAAAUAGCAUUGCAUAAGCAUCUGAAACACAAAAAUAUUGUCCAGUAUCUGGGUUCUUUUAGUGAGAAUGGUUUCAUUAAAAUCUUCAUGGAACAAGUGCCAGGAGGAAGUCUUUCUGCUCUCCUUCGUUCCAAAUGGGGCCCAUUAAAAGACAAUGAGCAAACCAUUGGUUUUUAUACAAAGCAAAUACUUGAAGGAUUAAAAUACCUCCAUGACAAUCAGAUAGUUCACCGGGAUAUAAAGGGUGACAAUGUGUUGAUUAAUACCUAUAGUGGUAUUCUCAAGAUCUCUGACUUUGGAACAUCAAAGAGAUUGGCUGGCAUAAACCCAUGUACUGAAACUUUCACUGGUACCCUUCAGUACAUGGCACCAGAAAUAAUAGAUAAAGGGCCAAGAGGCUAUGGGAAAGCAGCGGACAUCUGGUCUUUGGGCUGCACCAUCAUUGAAAUGGCCACAGGAAAACCGCCCUUUUAUGAACUGGGAGAACCGCAAGCAGCUAUGUUCAAGGUGGGAAUGUUUAAAGUCCACCCAGAGAUUCCUGAGUCCAUGUCAGCAGAGGCCAAGGCAUUCAUACUGAAAUGUUUCGAGCCAGAUCCAGACAAGAGAGCCUGUGCUAAUGACUUGCUGAUUGAUGAGUUCUUAAAAGUUUCAAGCAAAAAGAAAAAGACACAGCCUAAGCUUUCAGCUCUUUCGGCUGGAUCAAAUGAAUACCUUAGGAGCAUAUCCCUGCCAGUACCUGUCCUGGUGGAGGAUACAAGCAGCAGCAGUGAAUACGGCUCAGUUUCACCUGACACCGAGUUAAAGGUGGACCCCUUCUCUUUCAAAACAAGACCUAAAUCCUGUGGAGAAAAAGACGUAAAGGGAAUACGGACCCUCUUUUUGGGCAUUCCAGAUGAAAACUUUGAAGAUCACAGUGCCCCCCCUUCCCCUGAAGAAAAAGAUUCCGGAUUCUUUCUGUUGAGGAAGGACAGUGAAAGGAGGGCCACCCUCCACAGGAUCCUAACCGAAGACCAAGACAAGGUCGUGAGAAACCUCAUGGAGUCUUUAGCUCAGGGGGCUGAAGAACCUAAACUGAAGUGGGAGCACAUCACAACCCUCAUCGCAAGCCUCCGGGAGUUUGUGAGAUCCACCGAUCGAAAAAUCAUAGCCACCACUCUGUCAAAGCUGAAGCUGGAGCUGGACUUCGACAGCCACGGCAUCAGUCAAGUUCAAGUGGUUCUCUUUGGUUUUCAAGAUGCUGUCAAUAAGGUUCUUCGGAAUCAUAACAUCAAGCCACACUGGAUGUUUGCCUUGGAUAAUAUCAUCCGGAAGGCGGUACAGACAGCCAUUACCAUCCUGGUCCCAGAACUGAGGCCACAUUUUAGCCUUGCAUCUGAAAGUGAUACUGCUGAUCAAGAAGACUUGGAUGUAGAAGAUGACCAUGAGGAACAGCCUUCCAAUCAAAGUGUACGAAGACCUCAUGCCGUCGUUGAAGAUGCUGUGGCUACCUCGGGGGUGAGCACGCUCAGUUCUACUGUGUCCCAUGAUUCCCAGAGUGCUCACCGGUCACUGAAUGUUCAGCUUGGAAGGAUGAAAAUAGAAACUAAUAGGCUGUCAAACCCCUCCCUUUUUGUGCAUGCCUUGCUCUCUUCACAGUUCUUGGCGGAGGAUUACACAUUAGUGGAUAUUCUCUACUACGUGACACGUGAUGACUUAAAAUGCCUGAGACUAAGGUACUACUUUCCUUUCUGUUGUCAUGAUGGAAAUAGGACUGGGCUGAAAUAA